AUGGUCGAAACACGAGGCUCGCGGUCAUCUUUUGACGGCCCUGUCGAGCUGCCUUCUUUUGGACCUGAUGAUGGUGACCUUGACCAGAAAUUCUCACACCCUCUAGAGCAAGAAGAGGAACACGGUUCGCCACCUGCGGCCAAGAAGCGUCGGACCGACUCGGGUGCUAUCGACAUGUCUUUCCCUGACUCGUUCGCCGAUCAUCAGCAUGGCGCCGGUCAUAAAAUCGAAGAAGAACUUGCAACUGCGCUCGGGGAAGGUAUUGUAGACACCCUGGAGCCAACCGACACACACGUCGAUCACCACCAACCUGGCACUACCCAAGGAGAUACCAACAUCAAUCCUGAUGUCGCGUCCAUCAUUUCUGAGAUCAUGGAUCAUACCGAACGUCAAGAACAAACCAUUGCCAUGGGUCCCCAGGAUCCUCCUCCGUCCGCAGAUUUUCCCGGUGUCAAAGCUCACGCCUUUCUGAAGGCCAACUCUCACUUGAAAAUUCAAAGUCUCCCCAUUUUGGAUAACCUGCCGCAGUCUACCCAAAUCUUGUCAUUCCUUUCGAAGAAUUCCUACCAAGAUUUGACGGCCAUGAUUUCAGAGCCAGACUCGGAGAAUGGCCAAGCCUAUGCGACCAUGCGCUCCCUUUUCGAUCACACCAAAAGAGUCUACUCUGUGAAGCACUCGUUCCUCCAGUUUUCUGAUCUUGAAAUCACCGAUAGCUCUCAGAUCGAUGUCAUCCGCAAGGCUAACCUGGCCUCGUUCGUAUCCAGUAUCUUUGGCUCACAGGAAAUCGGGUUUGCUGAGCUCAAUGAUCACUUCCUAAGCGUGUUCAUGUAUGAGGGUGGAAGACUGUUGAAAGUCCAAGCUGCUCUUUACCUGGAACUCAAAACCCAGGCGUUCAUCGCUGCCAUGAACAACAAGUCACGCACUCGUACCAGUCUCUUGUAUGAGCUGUUCCCUGAUGAUAUGGAGCAACGCUUGCUAGACCGACGACCUGGCAGCAAGCAGCUGGCUCCCAGUGAAAUUGAUUUUGUCAAUCGACUCGCUUCUCGCCGUGAUCACCUCCUCCAUGACAUCAACAAUGAAGAGGCAAUGAGAAGUCUUCCCGACAAGUAUCAAUGGGAAGAUUUCUUGCGUGAUCUGAGUUCUUUCAUCUCCAAGAACUUCGAUGCAAUCAAUACCCAGCCGGGCAAGAAGCCAGUCAAGGGACGACAGCCAUCAAGUUCGAAUGGUGAUGCACAAGAAUCUGCGACUACCACCCACCAAGGCCAAUUCUCUGUCAGUCAGCCUGUCGAAGUCCCAGUUGAUCGGAACAUGCACGGUGACCUCGUGGCUCGUGCCGCGCGUGCUGCGCAAAUUGCUCUACAGGGCCAUGGUCUUCGACGCUCCCAGCAACAGUCUCAGCUCCAACACCAGCAUCAACAGCAACAGAUACAAUCGCAAGCAAGCCCCUCACCCUCUCACCAAUCCCUACAGGUACAGCCACAGCAACACACCCCCCAACCCGAUAACCAAUACCUUCACGGCUACACUGCUGCUCAACAACCUGGUCAACAUGCCCAGCAGCAGUAUCACAGCCCGACGCCCCCUGGCGGUUAUCAACAACCUCCUGGUAGUUUGACAUUCCAGCAAAGCCCACUGCAAACAAACUUCCAGCAAUACACCCCAAAUGCAGCUCAGACGAUGCAAGCGCGAGCGAAUGGAAUGUCUGGGAACCAUGGCUAUAUGCCUGGAAUACCCCAUUACACCCAGUCGCAACCCACGCAGGUGCUUUAUGAGCGCGCCCGUAUGGCCGCUUCUGCAAAGUCAUCCCCGACCAGUCGCAAGUCUGGUCUACCUAGUCAACGCCGUCCCUGGACUACUGAUGAAGAGAGUGCACUCAUGGCGGGUCUGGAUCGAGUCAAAGGUCCCCACUGGAGUCAGAUUCUCGCCAUGUUUGGCCCUGGCGGAACCAUUAGUGAGGCCUUGAAGGACCGCAACCAGGUUCAGCUCAAAGACAAGGCCCGCAACUUAAAGCUGUUCUUCUUGAAGAGUGGGAUUGAGGUUCCUUAUUAUCUCAAAUUUGUCACCGGUGAACUGAAGACCCGUGCCCCCGCACAGGCUGCUAAGCGAGAGGCCCGGGAAAGACAAAAGAAGCAGGGAGAAGAGGACAAGGCUCAUGUGGAAGGCAUCAAGGGCAUGAUGGCCUUGGCUGGAGCUCAUGCCUCCCCUGUUGGCGGACAUGAGAUGUCUGCAUCCCCAAGUCUGCCUCCGGAUGCCAACAGUCAGGCAGUCUUCGACCAAACUGCCGAGCAGAACCUGAUGCAAACACUCAGUCAGGAGGUCCAUGGUAGCCAGUACCAACACCCUCAGUCAACCCAAGACCACAUUGAUCCCCACAUGCAGCUGGGCCAGUGA
Penicillium verhagenii is the source of this 2391-nucleotide messenger RNA. RefSeq lists its product as uncharacterized. Lineage: Eukaryota; Fungi; Ascomycota; Eurotiomycetes; Eurotiales; Aspergillaceae. The transcript is spliced from 4 exons. Gene Ontology annotation, molecular function: double-stranded telomeric DNA binding; protein homodimerization activity. Bases 1 to 2391 code for a protein of 796 amino acids. The record is from RefSeq and is a predicted model, not a curated record. Gene Ontology annotation, biological process: telomere maintenance via telomere lengthening.